Messenger RNA from Fragaria vesca subsp. vesca, 1338 nucleotides. RefSeq names its product shikimate O-hydroxycinnamoyltransferase-like. Bases 1 to 1338 code for a protein of 445 amino acids. Lineage: Eukaryota; Viridiplantae; Streptophyta; Magnoliopsida; Rosales; Rosaceae. Gene Ontology annotation, molecular function: acyltransferase activity, transferring groups other than amino-acyl groups. The transcript has a single exon. The record is from RefSeq and is a predicted model, not a curated record.
AUGGCAGGCAGUGUAAGUGUGAGGGAGUCGAUGGUGGUGAAGCCAGCGAGUGAGACACCUAGGCAGUCUUUGUGGAUGUCCAACUUGGACAUGAUCAGUUCAAAUUCUCAUACUCCCUCUGUCUACAUCUACAAGCCAAAAGACAGUUUCUUUGACCCGCGUGUGCUCAAGGACGCGCUCGGCAAGGCCCUCGUCCCCUUCUACCCCUUGGCCGGCCGUCUGAGGCGAAACAACGACGACAAGAAUGGUCGUAUUGAGAUCAAUUGCAAUGCUGAGGGCGUCUUGUUUGUUGUGGCCAAUAGCAGCUCCUCCGCCCAUGAUUACGCCGAUUUGAAGACCUGUCUUGAGUCAGGAAGAUGGCUCAUUCCCGCGGUAGAUUACUCCGCGGGGAUUUCUUCUUUUCCACUGUUGGUGGUUCAGGUAACAUACCUGAAAUGCGGUGGAGUUGCACUUGGUAUUGGCGUUGAACACAGCACAGCGGAUGGGUUUGCUGCUCUCCACUUUAUAAAAGCAUGGUCUGAUAUGGCUCGUGGUGUCGACUUGGCAAUCCCACCAAUCAUCGACAGGACAUUACUUCGUGCCCGAGACCCGCCUCAACCUCUCCCUAACCACAACCACCAUGUUGAAUACCAUCUUCCUCAAGCCGCCGUCGCUUCUGAUUCCGAUCAUGAGACCGCUACAGUCUCCGUUUUCAAGUUCACAAGGGAUCAGGUCAACAUCUUGAAAGCUAUGUCCUUAACAACAAAGAAAAAUGAUGACGAUGUUGAGAAUGGGAAGUACUCUUCGUAUGAGGUCGUGGCAGCUCAUGUAUGGAAAUCUGCUUGCAAGGCACGUCAACUUGCUUAUGAUGAAGAGACACAAUUCAACAUUGCCGUAAAUGGAAGGCCAAGAUUGCAGCCCCCGCUCCCAGCUGGUUACUUUGGUAAUGUGAUAUUCUCAUGUGUGCCUUCUGCCCUAGCAGGUGACCUCAUGUCGAAACCGAUAAGUUACGCUGCGAGCUGCAUUCACAAGGCUUUGGUGCGUAUGGACGAUGAGUAUCUCCGGUCGGCCCUCGACUAUCUUGAUCUUCAGCAAUCUCAUCAUCAUCUGUCGAGCCUUGCUCGCUCAGCUCAUUACUAUAAGAGCCCUAAUCUUGGGAUAACAAGCUGGGUUACGCUGCCUAUAUAUGAUGCUGAUUUUGGAUGCGGAAGACCGGUGUUCAUGGGACGCGCUGGACUUUCACUUGAAGGGAAGGCUUACAUGGUGCCAAGCGCAAGCAGUGAUGGGAGUUUCUCGCUGGCCAUUUCUCUGCAGUCUCGACAUAUGGAUUCAUUUUCCAAGUUGAUUUACGACAUCUGA